Messenger RNA from Anneissia japonica, 695 nucleotides. RefSeq lists its product as uncharacterized. The coding region runs from base 1 to 657 and encodes 218 amino acids. The record is from RefSeq and is a predicted model, not a curated record. The transcript has 5 exons. NCBI's taxonomy places the organism in Eukaryota, Metazoa, Echinodermata, Crinoidea, Comatulida, Comatulidae.
AUGGCGCCAGCACUAACAUCCACUGGAGUUACCUGUAUUCUUGCUCAAUCUGGAUCUGUGAGAGUAAAUCCUGCUACAGCAAAAUUGGGUGAAGAUGCGACAUUUACAUUCACACCUGCUCCAGGAGAAGCAAUUGCGGUGGUGACUUGGUCUAAAAAACUUGAUACACCCACUUUGGCACCGAGAAAGGCAUAUGUCAAUGAAACGGAAUAUGCAAUAUUCGCAUGUCUUUUGCCUGAUGUUCCAACACAUAUCAUCAACAUCACAUGGAUCAAAGAUGGCGAUGUACUUGAUGUGACUGAUACUGAGAAGUAUCCACAGUCAGAGACAACAUUAGUGAUCAGAGGAGUCAAUAAAAUGGAUGAAGGAGACUAUCAAUGUCGAGCAGAGAAUGCAGCUUACAGUGGGUAUGAGGGAAAGCUGAGUAAUACAGGGACACUGUCGGUGGCUACUCAACCCGAGUUAACAAUACAACAAUCUCAAAAACGUGAACAUUGUCCAGGCUCGGACACGGAUCUUGUUGUUGGAAUGACUUUUCUGGGUAUAUUCAUCGGAAUUGUAUUGUCGUCAGUUGUGUUUGCUAUUCUCUUGAAAACAAGAACUUCAUCUUCAAAGUCUAAAGACCAUGAAAACACAGGUCCAAGAAGUGAUCUUUAGUUGGAAGGAGACAGGUCAGUGGUGGAGCCAGGAUUCAG